Moneuplotes crassus is the source of this 1070-nucleotide messenger RNA. Lineage: Eukaryota; Ciliophora; Spirotrichea; Euplotida; Euplotidae. The record is from the annotation of a GenBank genome assembly.
CCACUCAUCCAUUUUCUUUACAAAAAUAAUAAAGAUAUAUUCUAAUGUUCGUUUCCAAGUGCAACAAAUGCUUUCACUCACUUGAUCCCAUAAUUUCAUCCAAAAAGCUACUAUCAAUGGCUAGAAUACGAUUUCCAGAGCGACUACCUCUGAUUCGUCCAUUCCCUGUUCGGUACAUCUCUGAAGACACUAUGCGACAGAUCCGUCAAAAGGCUCAAAUCACUGAAGAUAAGAUGCAAACUGACUAUCUUAAUAAAUUAGUGCAGAAGAAGUCUGAAGAAGACACUAGGAUAAAAUUCAAAUACAGAAAAGGAGUUGAUAUAAUCCAUAAUGAAGAAAUUGAAGGAACUAUUUAUAAAUAUGAUCUUCCCAUUGAGAAUCAGCCCAUCCAGUUUAGAAAUCAACUCAUGGUAGUAGAUGAGGAGCAUGAAUUGACUACACCUACUAUGAACCUGUAUGAAGAGCUUGAUCUAGACAAAGACUCUUCUUAUGAGCAAUAUGUGAUUAAAGUCAACCAGAAUUAUAACCAUGAAGUUGAUAUGUAUGGAGAUAUCAAGAAAGCAGGCUCGGCUAGUCUCAAAGUUCUGCAAUUUGGUAUCCCAAUCCCUCAUGAUCUGCUUGAUGAUAAAUUAGUGAUGAGUGAUAUUAGGCUUCAUACCACAUUUAACCAGGAUAUGCCCGGAGCUAUUGAAAAUGUGCAUCCUAAUAAAUUUAUUGCGAACCUUAGACCUGUGGAAGAAUUUAGGCACACUCCAGUUAUCCCAAUUAGCGAAAAAGACUUGAAAGAAUUACAAAAGAAGAAGGAUGCAAGGAACAGACAGGGAUAUUUUGUAGAGAUCAAGAAGGAUACCGUAUAUUACUACACAAUCACCCUCUUAAUCUUCUCAGCUAUUGUAUAUGCUCUCUACAUCUCUAAUGAAAUGUCUCUAAACACAGCCUAUGAUAUCGACAAAGCCAAAGUGUCACGAUUAGAAAUAGCCAGAGGAAGUGAAGGUCUUGGGAAAAUAUCAAAUGCUGAACAAUUCAAAAUGCCAAAACAGUAAAAUAAUAACAUAUUCCUUCCAAAAUUG